Lonchura striata (white-rumped munia) is the source of this 2649-nucleotide messenger RNA. Its product is annotated as thyrotropin-releasing hormone receptor. NCBI's taxonomy places the organism in Eukaryota, Metazoa, Chordata, Aves, Passeriformes, Estrildidae. Gene Ontology annotation, molecular function: thyrotropin-releasing hormone receptor activity. Gene Ontology annotation, biological process: phospholipase C-activating G protein-coupled receptor signaling pathway. Gene Ontology annotation, cellular component: membrane. The record is from RefSeq and is a predicted model, not a curated record.
CGCCGGCGGCUGCAGGCACGAUGGAGAACGGCUCGGCCAGCCCGGGAGCCGCGCUGGGCAGCGGCAACCAGAGCCUGGGCAGGAUGCCCCGGCAGCCCCUGGAGCUGCAGGUGGUCACCAUCCUGCUGGUGCUGCUCAUCUGCGGCGUGGGCAUCGCGGGCAACGCCAUGGUGGUGCUGGUGGUGCUGCGCACCAAGCACAUGGUGACCCCCACCAACUGCUACCUGGUGAGCCUGGCCGUGGCCGACCUCAUCGUGCUGCUGGCGGCCGGGCUGCCCAACAUCUCCGAAGUGGUGGCUUCUUGGGUGUACGGCUACGCCGGCUGCCUCUGCAUCACCUACUUGCAGUACCUGGGCAUCAACAUCUCCGCCUGGUCCAUCGCCGCCUUCACGGUGGAGCGGUACAUCGCCAUCUGCCACGCCAUCAAGGCACAGCUCCUGUGCACCGUGUCCCGCGCCAGGCGCAUCAUCGCCUCGCUGUGGCUCUUCACCUCCCUCUAUUGCCUCAUGUGGUUCUUCCUGGUGGACACCACCCAGGUCACCUUCUCGGAUGGGGCGCAGGUCACCUGCGGCUACCGAGUCUCCAGAAGCCUUUACAUGCCCAUUUACUUCUUGGAUUUUGCUGUCUUCUAUGUCAUCCCGCUGGGGCUGGCGGCUGUCCUCUACGGCCUCAUUGCCCGCAUCCUGUUCGUGAGCCCGCUGCCCGGCACCCCGCAGCGCUCCUUCCUGGGCUCCGUGCACCAGGGCAGCUCCCUCAAGCGCUCCUGCCGGGGCAGCAGGGGCGCCCUGAGCUCCCGCAAGCAGGUGACCAAGAUGCUGGCUGUCGUGGUGGCCCUCUUCGCCGUGCUGUGGCUGCCCUACCGCACGCUGGUGGUAGUGAACUCCUUCGUGGACCCUCCAUACCUGAACACCUGGUUCCUCCUCUUCUGCCGCCUCUGCAUCUACCUGAACAGCGCCAUCAACCCCAUCAUCUACAACCUCAUGUCACAGAAGUUCAGGGCUGCCUUUAGGAAGUUGUACAAGUGCCAGGAGAAGAGUGCUGAGCACCCUGCCCCGUCCUCCACCCCGGUGUACUACAGUGCAGUGAAGGACUGUUCCCACGACAGCUCUGAGCACAACCUCACCGAGCAGGAGGAUCUGAGCAGGCUCCCUGCACCUGCAAAGAAGAGUAAACAAAUCCUGUGAGCAUGAAGCAAUGCAGGCAGUGGGAGUUGUGUGGCUGCACACACUGUGCUGGGAGAGUGCCAAGAGGAAUUGCUUUGACAUUGCAGCGAGCUUCAUUCAAUACUUCUUCAGGGCAUUUAACAGAACCGAUUGUUAUAGGCAAUUUAAUUUGCUUUUCCUUAGCACUAAUUUAUUCUUGUUUGGUGAAGUGUUAGGCAAGUGUCAAUAUUUAGCAUCUCUAAAGCAUCUGUUGUUACAUAUAGCCACCUCAUUUUGUGUUAUGUGCAAGUGCUGAGCUGGGCCAAAGCAUUGAAAGGAGUCCCCGGAACAGAAGUGCAUUCAAGGAAAAAAUACACCUCUUUUUUAGAGUGAGUGUCUCCUACCCAGAUUGACACAGACACCCCAUGGAAACUACUCCUCGAGAGUCCUUUUGAAGUUAAUGGGGGCAAUUAGGCACUUCGAUGUGUCUCCUCUCAUCUCCACUCUCCUGUGAGGAAUACAAAUCCCUACAGAGAAGAUGAAUGUCACAAGAUACGAGGCCAUUUGCUGUAAAUGGACUCUCAGGGGGAGACUCCUGCAUUAGGAAAAACAAAGUUGGGUGUCAUGAGCCUCUGUCAUGCCUCUGGAAACACCGCAGUGCUGGUAGCACAGAAACCCAAGGUCCAGACCAGAUGGAUUUGCCACAAUGAACAAACUAAUAAUGAGUGUUCCCUAAUUUCUUUUGGAUAAUUUUACCUUUCCUGUUGAAAUUCCUCUGGUUGCUUCAACUGGAAACUGUACUCUUGUCCUUUAAGCCCCAGUGUGGUAUAGUCAUUACCACAGAGCAGUGUUGCUCUCUGCCCCAGCUACAGGUGCAUUUCAAUGGCAGGUGAAGAAAUUCUCUUAUUUCCUGGGAAUAACUUGUGAAGUCCAUGAAGUGUUUUGUGAUUAGUGACACAAAUGCUUAUUGCUGCUGUCAUCUUGAAAGCAAAGUAGAUAUUCAUACCCUGCAGCAUCCAGGAGACCAGUCCAAGGGCACUUGCCCCAGACUUGCAAAAGACUAUCUGGACUAUGAGUAAAAUCAAAAAGAUUACACAUGAGCCAAACCCUUGGGCUCUUGCCAAAUAAAACAAGUGUCUGCCACCAGUAAACCUCAAGUGACUGUGAACUAUUACUUGAACAGCCUCGCUAGUCAACACUGGAUAGAAUUUUGCAUCCACUUAGGAAAAUAUGUGUAUGGUAUUUUCAAGGCCACAAGACAUUAAUUAACCAAUCUGAAUCUACAGGAAAUCACUUCACUGGGUGAGUCAGGAAAAUACCUCAAAUCUCUUCAGUGUGUUGGAGCUGUCCAAGACCUAUUUUGUUGUGUGUAGAGAGGUUUUGCAUGUAUGAUUAUUAUAUUGCAUGUUAUUAAACCAUCUAUGUUACCCCUAAAAUAGAUACAGGAUGAGGGAAGAAAACAUUGGCUUUUUGAAAUUAUUUUAAACAUAAUGCAUUUGGAAUUUAA